Molecule: messenger RNA, 1230 nt
Organism: Mycena indigotica
Lineage: Eukaryota; Fungi; Basidiomycota; Agaricomycetes; Agaricales; Mycenaceae
Product: AB hydrolase-1 domain-containing protein
Exons: 4
Coding region: 1-1230 (409 amino acids)
Biological process (GO): cardiolipin acyl-chain remodeling
Cellular component (GO): mitochondrial inner membrane
Molecular function (GO): A2-type glycerophospholipase activity
Source: RefSeq, a predicted model, not a curated record
AUGGCCGCUGUCGCCAACCCCACCCUUCCUCAAGCCCGCGAAAUCCCCACAACGUUUUCGGCCAGUCUACGCAGUUGGUGGGCCACAAACGACAAGACAUCUUCCGUCGCAGAGAGUAGGCUCUUCCAGUCAAUAUUGCAACCUCCACAGCCAAACCCGACCUAUGUCGCCUCCAGCUCGCUCGUAACCCUCGAUAAGCCAAAGCAGUACCUGAACACCCUCGCAAUCCACUCAACCAACCCCCAACCCGAUGCUCCCUCCCCAGUCGUGAUGUUGCCUGGCUACGGAGCUGGGAUUGGGUUUUAUUUGAAGAACAUCCCUGUGGUUGCCGAGUGGGCUGGCCACCGCGGUUCCUCACUCUACGCUGUGGACUGGCUGGGCAUGGGCCGCUCUGCACGUGUUCCAUUUAGGAUACGGUCAGACCGCAAAGACAUUGCUGGCCGUGUAACCGAGGCUGAAUCAUUCUUCAUCGAUUCACUCGAGUCAUGGCGCGCAAAACAACGCAUCGAGAAGAUGACCCUCGUUGGCCACAGUCUUGGGGGCUACCUCAGCCUCGCAUACGCCCUCAGAUACCCUGACAGGGUGAACAAACUCAUCCUGCUCUCACCUGCAGGCAUCCCACGUGAUCCCGACGAGACGUCCGCUCCAGAGCGUGAGCUCGAGUCAGCCCCGCAUGGGUCAAAUUCUUCAGUAGAGUUAUCCAACGAAGCAAAGGUUCAGGAAAUCCAUGCUGAACAAGCCGCCCACAAACCGCGAUAUUCACGAGGCAUGCGUCUGUUCCGGUAUUUGUGGGAUGAGGGUUGGAGUCCGUUCCAAGUUGUUCGGAAUACCUACUUCUGGGCGCCGAUGCUCGUUGGAAAGUAUUCAUCACGACGAUUCACGGGCUUGACUGACGAAGAAACCCGAGCCAUGCACGACUACAUUCUCCACAUAACCCUCGCCAAAGGCUCAGGCGAAUACUCCAUAUCCCAUCUUCUGGCUCCCGGAGCCCAUGCCCGCCGACCGAUGGUAGACCGCGUUUCCGCACUGAAAAUGCCAAUAACCUUUGUUUAUGGCGAUCACGAUUGGAUGGACCCAGAAGGCGGGGAGAAAUCUGUCGAAAACCUUCGCAAGGCUGGCAACGGCAAUGCGCGGUCAUACAUCGUCAGCGAUGCUGGUCACCACGUAUAUCUAGACAACCCUAAAGCAGUCAACAGUCUUCUGCUUAAGGAGCUCAACCGCAGGCCAUAA